Messenger RNA from Callorhinchus milii (elephant shark), 482 nucleotides. It is a transcript of the gene tbca, whose product is annotated as tubulin cofactor a. Gene Ontology annotation, biological process: post-chaperonin tubulin folding pathway; tubulin complex assembly. Gene Ontology annotation, molecular function: beta-tubulin binding. Lineage: Eukaryota; Metazoa; Chordata; Chondrichthyes; Chimaeriformes; Callorhinchidae. The record is from RefSeq and is marked provisional. Gene Ontology annotation, cellular component: cytosol; microtubule cytoskeleton.
GUUGGUGAAAGAAAAAGUUAUGUAUGAAAAAGAAGCCAAACAGCAAGAAGAAAAAGUUGCAAAACUAAAAGCUGACGAGGGUGAUGAAUAUAUGAUCAAAAAACAGGUGGAGGUUCUGCAAGAAUCGUGGAUGAUGAUCCCAGAUUGUCAGCGUAGGUUGGCAGCUGCCCAUUCUGACCUCUCACAAAUAUUGGAGAGUGAGAAAGACUUGCAAGAAACUGAGGAAUACAAGGAUGCCCAGGCCACACUAGAAUCAAUCAAAUUAGAAGCAUAGAAAUCCAUUUCCUGAAUGGUGAUCUUUUGUUGCAAGCAUUUGCACUGCCCAUUCCAUUCCUACCGAACCCUGCUUUUUUGCUUGGACUGUGUGUCUGAUUCCUGUGUAACUCUGAGCCCUACUACACUGGGCGGCAGACUGUGACCCCAAACUAAUAUUGUGCCACAUCAUGAUGAAAUAAUUAAGCAUUCAAUAAAUGUGUGUGCUG